This is a messenger RNA of Notothenia coriiceps (black rockcod), 948 nucleotides long. RefSeq names its product 1,4-alpha-glucan-branching enzyme-like. The transcript has 9 exons. NCBI's taxonomy places the organism in Eukaryota, Metazoa, Chordata, Actinopteri, Perciformes, Nototheniidae. Gene Ontology annotation, cellular component: cytoplasm. The record is from RefSeq and is a predicted model, not a curated record. Bases 1 to 948 code for a protein of 315 amino acids. Gene Ontology annotation, molecular function: hydrolase activity, hydrolyzing O-glycosyl compounds; 1,4-alpha-glucan branching enzyme activity. Gene Ontology annotation, biological process: glycogen biosynthetic process.
AUGGUCCCACCGGACUGCGGGAGGUGUGGGUGUGUGGAGAGCAGUCAGCUUUCUAUGGAGGAAACCAUUAAAGCCAUGAUGACACUGUGUUUCUCAGCUCAUCAAAAGAAACACAUUAUGUGUAUUCCCGCUCUACGGCGACUGCAGAGCUUGAGUCUGUAUGAGCAGCUUCAGAAGCAGCUUUCCAAGCUGGAGGAGACAGAAGGAGGCUAUGACCAGUUCACACAAAGCUACAAGACCUUCGGUGUGCAGCGGCAGCCGGACAACAGCCUGCAUUUUAGGGAGUGGGCUCCGGCUGCAGAGGCCCUUUUCCUAACCGGGGACUUCAAUGCCUGGGAGAAAUUCACCCACCCCUACACCAAGCAAGAAUUUGGCAAGUGGGAACUGAUUCUACCUCCGAAGCAUGACAACUCUCCAGCUGUGGAUCACAACUCCAAACUCAAGGUGGUGGUUCACACGGAGGAAGGUGAACGUCUGUACCGCAUCUCGCCCUGGGCUAAAUAUGUGACCAGAGAUGAGAAAUCUGUCAUCUACGACUGGGUUCACUGGGAUCCACCUAAUCCCUACACUCAAAUCCACCCUCGGCCAAAGAAGCCCAAGGGCCUGAGAAUCUAUGAGGCUCACGUGGGCAUCGCUUCACCCGAGGGAAAGGUUGCCACGUACACCAACUUCACAACCAACGUGCUGCCUCAUAUAAGAGACGCCGGUUACAACUGUAUUCAGAUGAUGGCUAUCAUGGAGCACGCCUACUAUGCAAGCUUUGGCUAUCAGAUCACAAGUUUCUUUGCUGCUUCCAGGACCAUCCUGCUCAGCGUCAUCUCUCUCCUCAACGAGCCCAACACCUUCUCCCCCGCCAACGUGGACGCCUCCGUCAUGUACCGCAAGUGGAGGGACAGCAAGGGCAAGGACAGAGAAUACAUCGAGAUCAUCAGAGAGUGGAAGGAGUAG